UAGUAGUGUUGGGGCAUCCAUAGAUAAUACAGUUAAUUCUGGGGGCAUCAUUGGCAUGUUGUUGUCAACUGUCAUUGUAGCAAACGUCAACGUUGCGAUAGCCAAACAUUGUAAAAUAAAUUCUAGAAAGUAUUAACUGAGCUUUGAAUAACUAUCAAUAUGUCUGAAGACCGAUCUAAAGUGAAAAAGCGAAAGAGCUCUGGAGAAAAUGGCACUGAUUCCGCCGAACCUGUAUCUAAGACUAUGCACAUUCAGUGCCCCUAUUUAGAUACGAUAAAUAGACAUGUCCUGGAUUUUGAUUUUGAAAAAUUGUGUUCGGUUUCAUUGACAAGGAUCAAUGUUUACGCUUGUCUCGUUUGCGGCAAAUAUUUCCAGGGUAGAGGCACCAACACCCAUGCCUACACUCACUCAGUUGCUGAUGGUCAUCAUGUGUUCUUAAACCUGCAUACUCUCAAGUUCUACUGUUUGCCUGAUAAUUAUGAAGUCAUUGACUCAUCAUUAAAUGACAUCAAGUAUGUGCUGAACCCAAUCUUCACUCCAGAGCAGAUCAAGCAGUUGGAUUACAACACUAAGAUGUCUCGUGCUAUAGACAGCACCAUGUACAUGCCGGGGAUUGUGGGACUUAAUAAUAUUAAGGCCAAUGAUUACUGCAAUGUUAUUCUGCAAUGUCUUUCUCAAGUACGUCCACUCCGCAACUAUUUCUUGCGCGAGGAAAACUACGCGAACGUGAAGCGUCCUCCCGGCGACUCGUCCUUCCUCCUAGUGCAAAGAUUCGGGGAGUUGCUCCGCAAGUUAUGGAACCCGCGCGCUUUUAAAGCACACGUAUCGCCCCAUGAGAUGCUGCAAGCUGUUGUCUUGUGGUCCAAGAAGAGAUUCCAAUUUAUUAAACCAAGUGACCCAAUAGACUUCAUGUCAUGGUUUCUAAAUUCCCUACAUAUGGCGCUAAAUGGAACUAAGAAACCAAACAGUUCUAUUAUUUAUAAAUCUUUUCUUGGCCACAUGAGGAUAUAUACCAGGAAGCUGCCACCAACUGAUGCAGACGACGCGGCUAAGGUGGAUCUGAGCACCGAGGAGUACAGCGAGAUGAUCACAGAGUCACCAUUCUUGUACCUUACAUGUGAUCUACCGCCCACGCCGCUGUUCACUGACGAGUUUAGAGAAAAUAUUAUACCACAGGUUAACUUAUACCAACUACUUUCUAAAUUCAACGGGCAAACAUCGAAAGAAUACAAAACCUACAAAGAGAAUUUCUUAAAAAGAUUUGAGAUAACGCAGCUGCCACCAUAUUUGAUAUUAUACAUAAAGAGAUUUACGAAAAACACUUUCUUUGUUGAGAAGAAUCCGACUGUUGUAAACUUUCCCGUCAAAAACGUUGAUUUCGGUGACAUAUUAACGCCCGAAGUGAAGGCGAAACAUAACGGCAAGACUAUUUAUGAGUUGGUCGGUAAUAUAGUGCACGACGGUACUCCAGAGAAGGGCACGUAUAGAGCACACGUCCUUCAUAAACCUACACAGCAAUGGUACGAAAUGCAGGAUCUUCACGUAACCAGUAUUUUACCUCAAAUGAUAACCCUCACUGAAGCAUACAUUCAAAUUUAUGAACUGAAACAGGAUUAGCAUAGGAUAAUAAAUACAUUUAAGUAUA
This is a messenger RNA of Trichoplusia ni (cabbage looper), 1645 nucleotides long. RefSeq names its product U4/U6.U5 tri-snRNP-associated protein 2 (gene Usp39). Gene Ontology annotation, molecular function: zinc ion binding; cysteine-type deubiquitinase activity. The record is from RefSeq and is a predicted model, not a curated record. Gene Ontology annotation, biological process: spliceosomal complex assembly; mRNA processing; protein deubiquitination. Bases 160 to 1617 code for a protein of 485 amino acids. Lineage: Eukaryota; Metazoa; Arthropoda; Insecta; Lepidoptera; Noctuidae. The transcript has 10 exons.